UCCCAAGCUGCUUCCUCGGAUCAUCCCGACCUCAUACGCUGCCUUCCACAACUAUGUCUCAGUCAGCCUGCCGUGCUAUCUUCCGAAGAAGUCCCAGGGGUGCUCUGCGACGCUGUCGCCAGUAUCAGCUGUCUUGCCUGGCUACUGAGCUUACUGGUUUCCUGGAACACCUAUCUGACACCUCCAUCCCCGAGUCCCCUCACCUUACUCACCAUAUCGUGAGAGAUGCCGUCUGUCUCGAUCAGAGCACCCAAUUUCACCCCAAAACCUGUGAUCAGUCUACUCAGACCCUCUACUGGCAUUGGACACGCACUACCUCUCAAGGCAUCCAGACUAUUGAGAUCUCUUCUGAUGAUUCUUCUUCUGACUCUUCUUCACCUCCUAACUCUCCUGAUGUUCCCCAACGUUCUCCUGGCUUUGUGCCUUUGCUUUACAGUAUUCACAAUAUUCCCCAAUCUUCUCCUGUCUAUUCGCCUCCAGUUUCUCCCACUGAUUACUCUCCCACUUUUCCUCAGGAACCGGAGGUCCCUUCUUCUACAGCUGACCCUCCGGUCCCACUGAUCCCACUGGAUAGGUUGACGCCGGUCAGGUGGGAGCAUGAGCUGUUCUUCUCCAGACUCAUUCUGGUGGUAUUGGUCACCGUAACUGAAGAACAGAUCCUUGAAGAAUAUCUGAAGUAA
Molecule: messenger RNA, 680 nt
Organism: Hemibagrus wyckioides
Lineage: Eukaryota; Metazoa; Chordata; Actinopteri; Siluriformes; Bagridae
Exons: 3
Coding region: 54-680 (208 amino acids)
Source: RefSeq, a predicted model, not a curated record